AAAUUUCUCUGCACAGACAGAAAGAAUUAGUGAUCAGUUCUCUUUCGGAAAUUAUAAGUGAUACAACUAUUAGUGACUAUGGAAGUUCUUGCUUAUGUCAGUAAUAAUUAGUUCAAAAUGUCAACAAUGAUACCAUGUUAGAUGUUUCAGCCAAGCAUUUAAAAGAUCUUCAGCGAUGUGGGGUGUGAGAUCAAAUCUAUGCCAAAAGCAAAAUGAAUCUGAAGUCGAGCCAUCCGAAGAAGAUCCAUUACUGGGAGCGGAACUGAAAAUAAAAAAUACAGCUAAGAUUAAAAGGCCUCCCAAGAAAAGAUUUAUCGACCCAAAUGGACCUCAGUCUUGGAUGGCAGCCUUCGCCAAUUUCUUCAUCAACUUCAUCAUCAUUGGAUUCGGGAGGAUGUCGGGAAUAUUUUACGUGGUCUUCAUGGAUACUUUUCAUGUUGGGAGGCAAGUGGCUUCCGUACCAUUCAGCGUUCAGCAAUCAGCAAGCAAUCUUUUUGGACCUCUUGCUGCAAUUUUGGGCCAGAAAUAUAACAUUAGAUCUGUGGUCUUAGCUGGUGGCCUUAUUGGAAGUAUAAGUGCUGUCUCUUGCUUUUACAAGACCGAUAUUACUUGGAUUACCAUCAGCUGGGGAUUAGUAUUCGGUAUCAGUACUGCACUGACUACUCACGCGAAUCAAGUAUUCACAGAUCUACAUUUCAAAAAACACCAAACUACAGCUGUUGGACUUGCCUAUUCUGGAGGAUGCGUAGGAGCAUUUUUCUUUCCAGUUCUUAUUGAAAUGCUUAUCAAAUUUUAUAACUUGCCUGGUACUUUUCUCAUCAUUGGUGCUAUUAUUCUGAAUGUCAUACCAGCUUCAAUUUUGCUCAAAGAACCUACUUGGAUGUCGAAACAUAUAUUAAAGCAAAAAAGUUCAAAACAAUCUGCUAAAAGGAAAAAAUCUAAAGCUCAUAGUGAUGAAAAUAAAAACCCUGGUAUCAAUGCUCUGACUAAUCCACAAUCUAAAUCUUUUACUGUGAAAGUAUCAGAAAAUAAUUAUUUCGAUUUUGAACAUUUACGAAAAAACUCUGGUUUUGUAUACCAACUUCUAGAGCUUUUCAAUACUUCUUAUGAAAUGAUGGAACAUCAAAUUUUAACAUCCAAGCAACUUUCGCUCAUUAAAGAAUUGAUCGAUAUUUGCCAAGCUGGUCAACAGCAAGGUAAAACGCAAUUUUUUCAGCCUGAAAUUAUGUUAAGUUCACCACAUCCUGAAGAAAACUUGGUAUGGGAUUCUUUUCAGGAAAAUAAAACAGUAAACUUCGAUGAAUACCACAGAUUAAAAAUCUUUUCUAAACUACGCAGGUUAUACGAGAAAAGUGAGAGUGAAAUACUAUCACAUUUUAACAUCCAUAAUCAUGGUCAUGUAUUGAAAGUUGUACAUGCACUUAGAAAUCUAUAUGAACUGCUUCAAGAAGGCAGAAGAGCAAAAAAGAAAAUAGUUAAAUUUGCUGAUGCUAUGAAAGAGAAAGAAACCCUUUCUAUUACAAAUGUCACAAAAAAAAGUGAAGAAUAUAAUAAUGCAUUCAGAAACAAUAUUAAAACAGCAAUAAAACUACAUAGCAAACCAUUAUUUCUACUGAUAUGUCUGUGUAGAGGAGUGUUCACAUUGACUUUCAUUCCUUUCGUUACUAUCAUUGUUGACUUUGCAAUGGACAAGGGUAUGAAAAGAGAAGAAGCCAAGUAUGUUAUUGCUAUCUUAUCCUUGGGAGAUCUAAUAGGAAGGUUAUGCUUAGGAUGGGUCACUGAGAGUAGCUACCUAAGCUUGCCACGGUACAUGCUUGUGGUUAUGCUACUACUCAGUAUUAGCAUGUCUACUUUCCCAUUAAUGUCCUCAGCUCUUGCAAUCAUCCCAGGUAUUCUAGUGUUCGGCAUGCUGCAAGGUUCGUUGUUUAUUCGGCAUCAAAGUUUAGUUACCAUGUACAUGGAGAAUCAGGAGCAAUCUAUUGGUUUGGGUUUCAUAAAUUUGUUCUCUGGCUUUUUAGGAUUAGCACUGCCGGCAUAUAUAGGUUAUUUUAGAGAUACUCAUGGAUCAUAUGACAACAUGUUCUAUGUGAAUAGCUGCAUCUGUGCAAUGAGUGGAUUACUAUGGAUUUUGGAACCCUUUUUUAUACACUUUUCCCCAAAGCAUUCAAAGUACGAUAAACUAGAGAAACAGCUAAAUCGGUGAUGGAAUUUUUAAUUUAAAUUUAGAAGUUUCUUUCCCUUUUUAAGUAAAUUCCUGAAAUUCUAAUUCAAUUAUGAUUUAAAAAACAAAAGAAGAAGAAAGAAAAAGACCAAUGUUAAGCAAGCUGGAGAAAAAAAUAGCUGUUUUUCCUUCUAAGAGGAAAUAAAAAAUUAAUUAAUUUAAUGUACAUUUAUAUUUAUCACUCAAAUUUUAUGAAAGAAGCAUGAACAAGAAGUAGCAAAUGUAUCAUGUUUCAUCCUAUGGUUUCACUGAAACAAUAUCACAAGUUAAAUUUAAAAAAUAUUAAUAAAAAUGA
Molecule: messenger RNA, 2516 nt
Organism: Stegodyphus dumicola
Lineage: Eukaryota; Metazoa; Arthropoda; Arachnida; Araneae; Eresidae
Biological process (GO): transmembrane transport
Molecular function (GO): monocarboxylic acid transmembrane transporter activity
Source: RefSeq, a predicted model, not a curated record